This is a messenger RNA of Colletotrichum navitas, 773 nucleotides long. RefSeq lists its product as uncharacterized. Bases 86 to 577 code for a protein of 163 amino acids. NCBI's taxonomy places the organism in Eukaryota, Fungi, Ascomycota, Sordariomycetes, Glomerellales, Glomerellaceae. The record is from RefSeq and is a predicted model, not a curated record. The transcript has a single exon.
AGGUCUGGAAUCCCAUCUCCCCUCCCAUCGACUCGAAAAGAAAGUGUGGCGACGGGCCACGACAUGAAGGAGGCCCGAUGUACUAAUGGCUGUUACGGGCAUCGCUGAUCGGCAGCCCAGCUUUCCUCAGGUAGACGGGGUGGUGCACGCCCCAUGUGUAUCCCAUCAUCCCAUGUGCUGCGCGUCCCCGUCGGCGUCAGAGGCCGAAGAUCUCGUCAUCUUCAGGAAGGCCUGGAGGGGGCAGAUCUUGAGACUCGAAGGGACCUGCGGCCAGGGCGGAAAAGGGGGAUCGGGACCCUCCAAUCUCGCUCACUGGAUUGGAGGCACCCGGACACCGCCGCGUGGGGUUACAUGCAUUUCUCCUGGUACCGUCGAGGCUCGCGGGCUCGGCGAGGAGAGAACCGAGGUUCCCGCCCGCAGAGCAAGAGCGAGAGAGAGAGAGAGAGAGAGAGAGAGAGGCCAAGACCAAUGGAACCGUUGCUUGACGAAGUUGAAAGGGCACGAAACAAGGCCCCGUCCGCAUCUCCACCCCUCGAAAAGAAAACCUCCUCACCCUAGGACGAUUGCUGGACAAUAGAAAGGCCGGUGAACAACGGCUCGAUAGGCAAGCACGCAGGUUGAGUCUAUCCGAGCAACUAUCCAGCCCCAUGAUGUGCGUCCCCCCCCCCUGCCCUGCGCGACCCCUGUGCCGAUGCGGGCCUGCGGCAGGGCGGGCUGGGAACUUUUGUGGAAGCCAAGCGGGGGUUCAGGACGCAAUCGAGAAAACACCCCCG